AUGAAACAUCGCUUCUACCAGGAAACGUUUUUGGUAUUUAAACAUAUAGGCAUACAACAAUGCGCGAGAGAAUGCUUGUUACAAAGGAAAUGUAAAGCAGUGGCGUACAAACGUGAAAAUUUGUACUGUUACCUUGGUGAUAAUGACACAUAUUUAACCACUUCGACGAAUAAGAAUGAAAUAGCGUCAUCCAGAACGAUGAUAGUGCAGUUGGAGAAACAACUAUUGAAGUCGUGUGCUGGUCAUUCUUGUGACGAGUCAUCAGUGUGUGUGGAGUUGUCCAGCGGAAUAUCAGAAUGUGUGAAUUGGUCAGAAUUCGGUCGCGUGCUGAAAUUCCCCAACUGUAUCAAAGGAGAACGUCCCUACUUCACAAAAACGGUCAAUCGGAACGGUCCUCACGUACAGCUAGACGGACAAUGGUCGACAAUGUCAAUGACCUGUUUCAUUUGUAAUGCAAAAUAUUUCGUCUUCGAUCAAAAUCUGAAUUUCUGCUAUAGAAUUGAAAACUCUCAGCAAAACACUUACGAGAACACUGGUCUUCAUUGUAACACUAUGAGAGGUAUAUCAGCCGAAAUUGACAAAAACGACAAAAAAUGCAAUUUUCUCAGUCUUAACGGUACACGCAUACGUAGACGGUACUGA
Messenger RNA from Ylistrum balloti, 642 nucleotides. RefSeq lists its product as uncharacterized. The record is from RefSeq and is a predicted model, not a curated record. Lineage: Eukaryota; Metazoa; Mollusca; Bivalvia; Pectinida; Pectinidae. Bases 1 to 642 code for a protein of 213 amino acids. The transcript has 3 exons.